AUGACAAUCACAAUAAAGGAAUUAACCAACCAUUCAUACAUUGACCACCAAUUAUCAGCCACACUAGACUCUACAGAGGCAUUUGAAGGUCCUGAAAAACUGUUAGAAAUUUGGUUCUAUCCUAACAAAAAAUGUCUCUCUGAGAAGAACACCAAGACAUUGAGAAACAUUGAAGUCAAUAAAUGGGUCCAGAUUUUGAAAUUGGUCCAAUGCGAAGUAUUAUCUAUUAAAUCCACCUCUGACAUGGAUGCAUUCUUGUUAAGUGAGUCUUCCUUGUUCGUAUAUGAUCAUAAGAUCACUUUGAAGACGUGUGGUACUACAACGACUUUAUUUUGUUUAGAGGAAUUGUUUAAGAUCAUCGAAGUGGAGUUGGGAUGGAUUAUGACCAAUGAACAAGGGAAAUAUGAACCUUUUAAGGUUUUCUAUUCUAGGAGAAGCUUUAUGUUCCCAUUGAAACAAAGAUCGAUUCAUAAGAAUUGGAAUGAUGAAGUGGAUUAUUUGAAUAAAUUCUUCGCUAAUGGAAGAAGUUACCUUGUUGGAAGAAAUGAUAAGGAAAACCAUUGGAACCUUUAUGUUACCGAUACAAACAAGAAACUACGCCAUGGAUCAUCACCCGAUUCUGAAAAAGAUGAUGAUGAGGACGAUGAUGAAACAUUGGAAAUUUUGAUGACUGGGUUAAAUAGCAAUUGUUCUCAACAGUUUGUUUGCAACAGGGAAAUUAAACCAAUAGCGAAUGGCGUCAAAGAUACUACUACGAAUAUCAACAAGACAGAUGGCGAUGCAGACGAUGAAGGACAUUUAUUAGGUUAUAAUAUGACUAAAAAGACAAAGUUAGAUAAAAUCUAUGAAAAUAAUUCAGGUGUAUCUUUCCAUCAUGAUGCAUUUGCAUUCUCACCAUGUGGAUAUUCUUCCAAUAUGAUACUGGAUGAACAAUAUUAUUAUACUUUACAUAUUACGCCGGAAAAGGGUUGGUCAUAUGCAUCUUUUGAAAGUAAUGUCCCAGUGAAAUCCAUUUCAUUAAACAAACAAGAUAAUAUCGAUGUAAUGAGACGUGUCAUUAAUGUUUUCAAUCCAAAGGAAUUUUGUAUGACGUUUUUCUGCAAGGGUAGUUCAAGUACUUCAUUCAUUAAAUUGAUGAAUGUUGUGGAACAAAUUCCAAACUAUUCGAAAAGGGAUAAAAUCGUUUAUGAUCUGGAAGACUAUCAAUUAUUAUAUAUUAGAUUUGAAUUGAAAGAUCAUGACGUUGAUAAAAAAAUAGAAUAG
This is a messenger RNA of Naumovozyma dairenensis CBS 421, 1263 nucleotides long. RefSeq names its product adenosylmethionine decarboxylase SPE2 (gene SPE2). Gene Ontology annotation, molecular function: adenosylmethionine decarboxylase activity. Gene Ontology annotation, cellular component: cytosol. The coding region runs from base 1 to 1263 and encodes 420 amino acids. Gene Ontology annotation, biological process: spermidine biosynthetic process; spermine biosynthetic process. The transcript has a single exon. The record is from RefSeq and is a predicted model, not a curated record. Lineage: Eukaryota; Fungi; Ascomycota; Saccharomycetes; Saccharomycetales; Saccharomycetaceae.